GAACAGCUGCUUACAUCUGCACAUUGCGUUUUAAUUUGUUAUUUAAUAAGCGCGUUAUGGUAGAGACGUUUUAAUGUGCAAUUUUGUCAAUUAAAAUAAACAAUAUGCAAGCAUUGCGUCACAGGUGCCUGCUGCGGGGCAUUGAAUUGAAUUGGUGCCGCCGACUGCUGACGCAGAGCUACACCGGCAACGAGCAAUUGGAGCUGACAAAUGAGGUGAAACAUCGUAUUGAGACACAUUGGCGACAGCGGCUAAAGAGUGAGCAGUUUGAUGCCAGGCAGAAGUCAAACAAAUACUAUGUGCUGUCCAUGUUUCCCUAUCCCUCCGGCAAUCUGCAUAUGGGCCACGUGCGCGUCUACUCGAUCAGUGAUGCAGUUGCACGAUUCCAUCGCAUGUGCGGCAAGAACGUGUUCCAGCCCAUUGGCUGGGAUUCCUUCGGCCUACCCGCCGAAAAUGCAGCUAAUCAACGAGGCGUGGCACCCGCCGAGUGGACACAACAGAAUAUUGGCCAAAUGAAGCAACAGUUGGAGCGACUCGGAUGUUCCUUUGACUGGUCGCACGAGCUAUCCACGAGUAGUCCCGAGUACUACAAAUGGACACAGAGUUUGUUUCUCAUGCUGCACAAGCAGGGGUUGGCGUAUCAGAACGAGGCACUCGUCAACUGGGAUCCCGUGGAUAAAACGGUGCUCGCCGAUGAGCAGGUCGAUGCCAAUGGCUGCUCCUGGCGCUCGGGCGCCAAAGUGGAAAAGAAGCUGCUCAAACAGUGGUUCAUACGCACCAGUGCGUAUGCCAAGCAGCUGCUUGAUGGCCUCGACGAUCCAACGCUGCGUGAUUGGCGCGAUAUUAUCAAUCUGCAGCGCCAUUGGAUUGGGGAGUGCAAUGGUUACGCCUUCACCCUGCUUACUUCCGCCUCGAAUCUGUUGCGCGUGUGGACAGCCAACCCAGAGCACUUAAAGGAUCCGCAUGCAUUUCUCGUGCUGCGCAGCAAACACUUUCUAUCGAAGGUGGAGAACGCGGCUAAGCUGAGUGUGGAGAAUCCAUUUGCGGGCAGGACGCUGCCUGUGCUCUUCAAUGAUGAGGUCACCUUUCCAGCGCACUGUGAUGUUUAUUUGGCUGCGCCCAGUUUUCGUGCCGAAGAUCGCGAGCUGUGGGACAGCUGCGAUUUGGCUUUUGCCGCCUCUGGCAAGCAAGAGGUACACCUUAAUCCCGGCAACUGGGAAGAGCUGCGCAAGGAGGUGCUACAAGCAGCCAGGCGACUUAAUGUUGGUGGGUAUCGUGUCUCGUCCAAGCUGCAAGAUUGGCUCAUCUCGCGGCAGCGCUACUGGGGCACACCCAUACCCAUUGUGCACUGUCCCAAAUGUGGAGCGGUUCCCGUGCCGGAGCAACAGUUACCAGUUACCUUGCCUCCCCGCGACGCUGGUAAGGAUGCGCUACGCUGCGAGUGCCCCAAAUGUGAUGAUCCACAUGCACAGCGUGAAACGGACACAAUGGACACAUUUGUGGACAGCUCUUGGUACUAUUUGCGCUAUUUGGAUGCCCACAAUACGGAGAGCAUUUUUGAUCUGACGCUAGCGAAAAACUUUAUGCCUGUUGACCUGUAUAUUGGUGGCAAGGAGCAUGCUGUGCUGCAUCUCUACUAUGCCCGCUUCAUGAAUCAUUUUCUGCACAAUUGCGGACUGUCGCCCACAUCUGAACCCUUUUCCCGUCUGCUCGUCCAGGGAAUGGUCAUGGGUCGCUCUUAUCGUGUCAAGGGCAGCGGCCGCUAUGUCCGUGAAUCGGAGGUGGAGAUUGUGAAUGCGAAAAAAAAUCAGGCUGUGCUUAAGGGGAGCCAGGAGCCAGUGGUCAUGAGCUGGGAGAAGAUGUCCAAAUCGAAGCUGAAUGGCGUCGAACCCGACGACAUGUUCAAUGAAUAUGGCACAGAUACAACGCGACUCAUCAUCCUGGCCGAUGUGGCGCCCACUUCGCAUCGCAACUGGUCCAGCGCCACUUUUCCGGGCAUACUCAACUGGCAGAAGCGAUUGUGGCUCACAAUGGAAGAGUUUCGUGCGGCUCGCGAGGAUUACGCAACGGAUGCUGUGGACACUGCCAGCGCGGUGUUUCGGGAGGACGAUGCAAAGCUAUUCGAUGCACGCAACUUUUAUGUGAAAGGCGCCACCUUCAACUAUCGCCAUGCGCAUCAGCUAAGUGUAGCCAUAUCCAAGAUGCAGGGUCUAACCAAUUCCAUAAGGCGUACACCCAAACAUAUCCAGAGUCAUGGCAAACAGUUUGAACGCGCUCUUGCCGCACAGAUCAUCAUGUUGGCACCGAUGGCGCCACACUUUGCCUCCGAGUUAUGGUCCAAGUUUGUGGCGGUGCCGGGUCGCCUGAAUGUGGAGAGUGAGGAGCUGCGUUGGACAGAGGAUGUGCUGGCUCAGCGCUGGCCAGAUGUGGAUGCUGGCUACCAGCUCGAUUUGAGCAUCAAAGUGAAUGGUUUCGAGAAUUGUGUGAUUAAAGUUGCACGCAACCAGCUAGACAAAGUUAGUCAUAGCGAUGCCAUGGACAUUGCCUUCAACACACAGUCGGUGACUUCGUAUCUCAUCGAUAAGAAAAUACGCACCACCAAUUUUGUGCUCUACCCGGGAAUCGAGGCCAUACUCAACAUCUAUGUGGACAAGCUGCAAAAGACGCAGAAACCAGCUGGAGGAAGUAGCAAUGACGCCGACAAAUUGCAGGCCAAAUAGUAGUCCAAUAAUGGUGAAGAUUAUGGGUUAAGUAGAGUUUGGAUUAUCUGUUAAUGUAGAUAUUUUUAUAUAUCUAGUAGCAAAGGUAGAAUUUGCAUUUAUUCAUAAAGUAGUCGCUCGGAAAUUGUAAUUUGAACUAAUCUUAAAUGAGAAUCGUAAUUUUAAAUAUAUUUCGCAUUGAAUUAUCUAGUGUUCCAUUUUUGUUAUUUCUGAUUUAUAUACAAAUAUUGAAUUUAAUGUUCGAAAAAUUUCAAUCAAUAAUUGUUAAUGAAAUUUAGAAUUUGGCAGAAACUAUAUGAUAUAAGCCUCAAAUAGGCAAAUCAUCUAUCAGAAAUCAUAAAUUGUACAUUUCCGAAACUGCAACGUUAGCGAGCGAUUACUGUUGUUGGUUAUAUGUAUCCUAACUUACAAGUCAAUCCUGGUUGCUUAGUUUCUAUUUAUUUUAUUUAUAUUUGUUAAUUAAGUUUAAUGUUAAUGUUAAAUAUAUAUAAAA
Drosophila grimshawi is the source of this 3213-nucleotide messenger RNA. It is a transcript of the gene LeuRS-m, whose product is annotated as probable leucine--tRNA ligase, mitochondrial. The coding region runs from base 105 to 2720 and encodes 871 amino acids. Gene Ontology annotation, molecular function: leucine-tRNA ligase activity; ATP binding. The transcript is spliced from 4 exons. The record is from RefSeq and is a predicted model, not a curated record. Gene Ontology annotation, biological process: leucyl-tRNA aminoacylation; mitochondrial translation. Lineage: Eukaryota; Metazoa; Arthropoda; Insecta; Diptera; Drosophilidae. Gene Ontology annotation, cellular component: mitochondrion.